Messenger RNA from Porites lobata, 8077 nucleotides. Lineage: Eukaryota; Metazoa; Cnidaria; Anthozoa; Scleractinia; Poritidae. The record is from the annotation of a GenBank genome assembly.
UGAGCAGAUGUCCACUUCGAUUGCUGGAUCGUUUCCCAAGCCAGUUAACAAAUGCUCGCGUCCAUCGAUUUUCUCGGACCAGUUGCAACACUUGACUAAAUUGUGUUUAGUAUACAAUGAUUCGGUUAUCGACAAAGAGUGUUGACGUCACUAUCACUGUUAACUUAAACUCAGUGAAGGUUGACCUGAUCCAUUGACAAUUCGACAAUUCAACAUGCAGUUUCUGGCCUUCUUCGUUAUUUCUGCGAUAACCUGUCUGAUUUAUUCUCUCGUGAAAGCGAAGGGCAAAGAGAGAAAAAGAUUCACUAAGCCUGAAACCGUUCUCCUUCACCAGGUCAGUCCAACCGAUUUAUCUGUGAGUGGAUCACCAUUUUGUUUAAAGUUGGAAACGUUUCUCCGUAUGACAAAAAUUCCUUACGAAAAUGAAUACGGCAUGAAAUUUUCAAAGAAAGGAAAAGUGCCUUGGAUAGAAUUCAACGGCCAAGAAAUUGCGGAUUCUAACUUCUGCAUUCGAUUCCUCAUGAAAGAGUUUCGAGUUGAUUUGGAUACGCAUCUUAAUUGUACGGAGAGAGCCAUUGGUCACAGCAUACGUACAAUGUUGGAGGAGAACUUUUAUUGGUAGGUAACAGAAUCUUAACUCAGAGAAGGUUGCUUCUUUGAUUUUGUUUGCUUCUUUGUUUGUUUUUGGUUUGAAUGUUUUUUUGUUUUAUUCUGUGGUUUUUUCAGUGGAAUUUCAUCCCCUAAGGAUGUGUUAAUAUUAUGUUGGACUCGCUGAUUGAUUCACAAAAAGAAAUAUGAAGGAUAAUGAAACAAACUGACAGCGAAAUAAAAAACAGUAGCAACUCACGCAAUGGAGAGAUUUGAUAUUUGACUUGAUGCGAAAACGUUGUCAACUAAUAAAUGUGUAGGUGUAGAUUUUGGUUAUAUAGCCACGUGUAAGAUUCAAAAGAUUCGCAAAUAUGGAAAUUUCUAAAAAUAAUUAAAUGAACCGAAAAAACUGAGUCCAAACAAUACGAUGCAAUUCUUAUGGAUAAAACUAAAGUGAAACUACUAAUGUUUAUUAAGAAGAAAGGCAAGUACAAAGGGAAAACUUGGUCACGUUGUAUAAAUUUACGUUUGGCAUUAAAGUGACUUUGUUGAGAAAAACACCCACAAAAUUUCUUCCCCUGAAGUUAGUCCCACACUUGAUAUUCACGCUGCAUGUUGCACUUGACUAGUGAUUUAUUUACAGCCUAUUGAUUUCUUACGCUCUGCUGAUUUAUAAUCCGUCUUACUCGUCUUAUACUGUUCUUCAGUGAUCGAGGCUUUAAGUUCAAGUUCAAGUUCAAGUUUAUUAAACACUAAAGGGCACAUAUUGAAUAACAACUACAAACUUCAAGCAUAUAAACAUGGUGCAUUAAUUCAUGCCAACAGAGGUAGACAUGUGCUGUCAUCGCCGUAACAUGAUAGGCUUUUCACAGACCCUCUAGUUUUCUCUUCAAAGUCCGUCGAGCGCGCGUGAUAAAAUAUCAACGUCUGUACAAUUGCUCGAAUUAAAUUCGACUUAAGCACGGCAGUAGCGCGACGUUUGAAACAAAGUCGUGCUACAGCCUGCGUGGUGGGCGUUUUAAAGGGAAGGGAAAGGAAGUUUUAGGCGCGAGGGAAACGCCAGGGACGCUAGAGGAGGGAGGGAAGGAAACGCCUGACAGGAGAACAUUGUAAACCACCAGGCGAAUGCCUGCCAGGAGUCCUAACAUUUAUCCGAUUUUGAAAUCAACAUUAGUUUGAGUAACAUCCACCAACGGCGAAUGUUAAAAUCCUGUUUGGUCAACCGAAAAUUGAGGAGUACUUCCUUUCAAAACAAACGGAAUGUUGCUUAAUCCACAGUUCCUUCUCAGUUCCAGACUAUCCGAUUGGUUCAAACCAACGGAUAUCGCAUUUCUACGGUAAACUGGCAAAUCGCUUACCAUUAUGCUUUCGACACCCCAACCGGAUUUUUCUGUCAAAUGGCUUGUUUUUUACUCACUAGAAGAAAGAAAGGAAAUAUCAUGCUGCCAGCUUUGUGCUUGUUAUCUGCUGUUUGACCUAAUACGCCUACCACGCAGGCUGCGCGUUAUCAAGGACCAGAUUGUUGAAGACGAUUUUUGGUCUUGCUGGUUAUAGACGUUAUUAAGCCGCCAGGAACUUACUUUAAUAAUUGAUUGCAGCUUUCCUGUAGAUCUUCGAAGUUCAGCUCUUCUUUCCCUGCUACCAGCGUUCUUUUGUAUGCUCUGCUGGAUCCAAUUCGAGAGCUAGCAAAAUCAGACAAACAUUCAGAACAUUGCAAGCAAGUUGCGACGUGCAGCACGUUUCCUUCAGCAAACGACGUAAUAGAUUUAUGCUGGAUUUUAUACAACAAGUCACGCAUCGUUACAAUUUUCUUCUUUCAACGGACGGCCGCAUUUGAACUUUUUUUGUUGUAGUACGUAACUUCACUCCCCUUCACUUCAGUUUUCUUGUUUUAGGAAAACAGAAGCUAAAAAUAAGUGUUCGCGGCCAGACUAAUUUGACAGCUGGUCAUUCACAGUUGUGUUAUCUUUGCAUACAUAAUUAGUAGGAGGGAUGGCGAAAACAAUAGUCUCCUGGCAGGCAUUUCCUUCCCUCCCUCCUCGCCUGCUUUGGCCCCCGGGUCCGGCCCUCGCGCUUCUCUCGCGCCUAAAACACCCUUUCCCUUCCUUUUCAAACGCCUCGUGCUACUGCCGUGUAGCACGGCAGUAGCUCGACUUGGUUUCAAACGUCCGCUACCGCCGUGCUGAACUCAAUUCACAAAUAAUAAAUACAUUAGAAUACAUUCAAAAGUUUGCUAAACCGUUUCUGUAUUUUUGUGUUUUGUUUUCGGUAACAGCCGUUGUAUUCGACUGAAUUGAAUUCGACGUCUGAAACCAAGUCGUGCUAGUGUCGUGCUACAGUCGAGCUACAGUCGAGCCAGCUUGGUACGGCAGUAGCACGACGUUUGAAACAGGCCUAACAUGAUUACUUAAGUGAUAUAGUACCUCUUAGAUCGUUGACAUUUUAGAUACUGUAUCUGGAUAUAUGAUGUCAUUCUCGUAGCGUCAUUCUUGUACAGCUUUCGCUAGCAGACCUAGAAUCGAUUUACGCCGCUCUCUCCUUAAACUUUUUAUUGUACCACUCUCGUAACGUUUGCAAUCUCCGGUACACAAGCUAUGACAGCCAAAUCGGACAAACUUCGACGUUCCAAAAGGACAGAAAAACCAAAGAUUGAGUCACAAUACUUGUACGAUUUGGAACUUAGUGGAUGCUAUAAUUAAACCCAAGGUCACGAAUUUAAUAUUAACCAACCUAGUGUCCAUAAUGAUAACGUGUCUUUUUUGUCAAUCAGCCAGACUCAGCGGUAAUUUCUGAAUUUACUUGCUUCUUCAGAGGAACCAGCAAAUUUUUUUCGCUAUCAUGAGGUUUCGUUAUAUCAAGGUUCUUUUCGAUAUCUUUUACUGUUGCUGGGGUAAAGAAAAUCGACAUAUCAUUGCAUGUAUAGCAAGGUUCAACGUACAAAAAACCGCCACAGGUGCCUAAAACCUUCAUGGUGGAUCUAGGCAGCAUGUCUUUUUUUUGUAAGCAAAACGUGAAAAAGCAGGGCUGACUAUAAAGGUAUGAAAAUGAAUGUAUUAGAGUAAAAACUUGACACUAACAAACCACUGGCCCAGUUUUAAAUUACAAGGUAAUAAAAUGAAAUACAUUAAAUUGAGAAUAUUUAAAACAUUAAAAAAAAUAACUUGAAUGUUUGAAAAACUGAAAAGUCCUCAGAAAACAUUAGCACCAGGUCUAACACCCAUCAAAUUAAUUUACACAAUCAUGGGCUCCUGACACAAUAAAUGCUGAUUUUUAAAAAUACUUUUGCAAAUAGUGUUUUUUAAAGCAAAGAGUGUGCAUAGUUUCCACAUAGAAAGAGGUAAUUUAUUCUAAGCCGGCGAACAAGCACUGAUCGAUAGUAGAAGUCUCUCCGCUUUACAAUCGACAAGCUAUAUUGAAACUGGCAUUCUUAGUCUGCCUGAGUGCAGCCUCUCCUGCCUCUCCUGCCUCUCUCGUGCCUCUCCUGUCUCGCGCUAUCGGUCACGCGCGUGGCCAUUUGCGUGUCUCGCGUUUUGCUCGACGGACUACAGAAAAAAGAGAGACUGCUCGUAGUCUAAGAGAGAGCGUGCCCUCGUAAUCGCUUACUUCCAAGAGAUGGUUUUCAUAGUGACAUCAUCAAAUUGUAAAGUCAAAAUAGCGAGGUUUUACGAUUUCUAAUUUACACUAGGUUGAAGAUAAACAAAAAAUGAAUCUUUGUACAAUUUUCCAUUCUCGUAACAUAUUUCAUUUCGAAAAUACAGCAAUUUGAACUUCCGAGUUUUUACAGUGCGUGCCACCAAAAUAGGAAUGCUGUUUCGUUGAAAAAAAGUCUCUCCUUUUGAUUUUCAGCAGUAUAACCAUUUCAAGCAUUAAAAGAUAUGUUUAUGCGCACGUAUGCUAGUUCUCAAGUGAAAAGAAAGGGCUUUUAUAAAAAAGUGAACUCCAGAUAUUUUUGUUGAUUUCCGGCGGUCAUAUUGGUGGACCAAAACGGUACACCGAUUAUGGCGUCUAAUACAAAGCUCUACUAAGGUGCAUGAAACGUUUCGGCAAAUAACUCAGAAACUGUGGGCCACAAAGACCUGAAACUUGGACAAAUCGUUUAUAUUUUAGUCUAUUUUAACAUUUCAUUUUCUUGGCUUCUUCCACUGGACGGUUUCCAAUUUAUAUUUUUGGUGCGUGACAGUGAAAACGGUCUAUAUAUUUUGUAAGGCACGACCUGGCCUCUUCAGGCAAUGACUUCAGACAAUGGUUAGCACAAUUUUAGCAUGGCCAUCACAAAUUAACAAGAAGGCAAAUAUACAUAAUAUACAUGAAGGGUGUAUGCUAGACAAACAGUAUAGCCUACGAAUACAUCCGUUUCUCGUUUCUCCUCGCUCUCCGUCGCUGGGGACGUUUCGCGCGGAGGAACGACGUUCCUCAGCGCGAAACGUCCCGAGCGGCGAACAGCGGGGAGAAACGGAUGUUUUCGCAGGCUACAAAGUAGCCUGUGAACAGGCUCUCUGUUUGGGAAAAAUAGCGAGGAAAGGGAAGGGAAGGGGGCUUUUCGCUUUUCCCCCCGGGGGGGGUACUUUAGGAAUUUCUGGGUGGGGAUGUGCCGCUGGGAUCCUGGAACCCUUAACCUAUACCAGAGCUAGUUCAGCUGAAUUUUGCUACCCUAUACUAGAGUAAACUCCCCAAAUCCCCCCAUCCUAGAGUAGCUGUUUUCCAGAAACUACUGAAGUCACUAGCACAGUAGUCUAGCCAAAACAAAACCUUACACCACAAUCCCUAGUCUACAUAAAAUCUUCAACCAACUGAUCAGUUUCCUGAAAAAUGAUGCCCUAUUCUAGACUCAAACGCUCUGAUUUAUAUACCCUAUCCUAGAGUAAACUGAUUGAAAACCAUACCCUUCACAGCGGCACAUACCUAUAUAGCCCAUAUAUGGCAGUGCCCCCCCCCCGGGCUUUUCCCUCUCCCCACACCGCUCGACCAAAGGCCCGUUCACAGGCUAGCUACAAACAGUACAGCUAAAAAGCACUUCCGCAGUUCUGUAUUGGCAGUUACGAGUUGCAUGAGUUUCCCUACAUGUCUCAUUACGCAAUCCUUAUUGCUUAGCAAAACGAUCGUGUCCUUAAUUUGAAUCCCUUUAAAAGAGUACUCUUCGUUUUACACGUUUACUUACUUCAGGGGCACCCAACGAGAAUAUAGUUCAAAACCACUAAAACAUAGCAUUGUUAAACGUAUUUUAGUAUUUAAACGGUAGAUAUAGGCAUAUUUUUAUCCCCUAAAAAUUUUUCAUCUGUUCGGAUUUCCUAGCUGAAAGUCUAGUGAUCCGAAAAUUAUAGGGAUCAAAACUUACCUUUUCGAAAAUCUCAGCCAGAUAAAAGGCUCCCGAAAAUUCUAGGUGACCUUUUAGGGUCAAAAUCCGUUAAAAAUAGGCAAUUAUACCAUUUUUUAGAUGUUCGAAAAUCCUAGGAGAGGCAGGCAAGCAAGAAAUUUUCCAACAAAUGUUUCGAAAAUUCUAGAUCUCAAAUCGUCUUCCGAACAGAUAUUCUUCCGAAAAUUGUCGUUGGGUGCCCCUGUUACUUCUUUAUUGGAGUGCGUGACUUGAUUUUGAUUUCGGUCUUUUUUGUUUGUUUGUUAAUAGGACUAUGUCGCAUUAUUGCUGGUUCUCCGACUACGCCGCAGAAAUGAGAGAAAAGUUGCUUGGUCAGCUUUUUCCACCUCUUAAGUAUCUAGCCUAUUUCAUGCUAAAAAGAAAAGUGAAAAAUUACUUGUGGAGCCACGGUAUGGGCCGCCAUAAUGAGCAGGAAAUUUACGGUAUUGCUGAAAGAGAUCUGCUGGCGGUGUCUGAAAUCCUGGGCCAAAAGAAAUUUCUGUUUGGUGACAAGCCCUGCUUAGCUGACGCUGGAUUAUUUGCUUUCACCGCCUGUUCAGCUUGGGAAUUGCCUGCGAGUCCUUUUGCUAAAAUAAUCAGAACAAAAGCUACAAAUCUUGGUGAGCACGCUCAGAGAAUGAAAGAACUGUAUUAUCCGGAUUGGGAUAGGAUCAUCUCCAAGAAAAAACAAAUCUGAACAAACUAACAAUAAUUCAUAGAAUUUGGUAUGUCUGAUCUUCGGAAAUGGGAGUCAUUUUUCACCUGGUAGUACUAGUAAGAAGAUUGGACCUUAUCAUGGUUUUGGAAGCCAUCUUAACGGGUAGGCAACCACAUGAGAAAUCAGUGUUUGUAUAUAUGUGUCGGGGAAUCUUUGUCGAAUAAUUUUCGUAAAACGGCUGUUCUGCCAAAAAAAAACAGGAAUUGUAAACUCAAGCGUCACAGCAAAGUUUUGUACUAGCAAACUCUGGGGGCCGCAGCCGAAAAAAAAGUCUUAUACACAAAUCUGCAGAAAAUUUUAAUUAGAGGUUUUAGCGCUGUUAAUUUUGUCAAUAAAAUCCUUUCUUGGGUAACUUUAGUUUACAAUUCAUUAAAAAAGCCGGCUGUUUGACAAAAAUUAUUGGGCAUUAGAUUCACAAACAAACAAUGUAUUUUUUUCACGCGGUUGCCUACCCGGCAAGAUGGCUUCCAAAAAUAUGAUAAGGUCUGUACGGUACAAGAAUAUAAACUAUAUAAUUAUAUAUUGUCUUGUUUAGUUGCCAUCCCAUUCUAGAAUAUAAGAAUAAUUGAUGUGCAUGUUAAAAUUUCUCAUGUAGCUUGAUAAAUAAUAUUUAAAAGUAAUUGCAAUCCAAUCGUCCCAUGUAAAGGUGUCCGGAACCUUGGACAUUGGAAUCAGGAAUACAGCUCAAGGAAUCUGGAAUCUCUCCAACGAAUGGAAUAUAACAGAGAAUCCGGAAUGCAGUUCCCGGAAUUCGGACUCAGAGGCGGAGGAAUCCAGAAUGCAAGACUGUUUUGGAUUCCCUUACUUUAUAUGGGGGGCGUCGAACGUCUCUCUACAAACACAUCUUACCGCGGGCCACCUUACAAUACGGACAGCCCUCCUACAGAGAGGACACUUGGACCUGCUGCCGUCUGUUUGGUCUCACUAGGGAACUUAAGCAACAGACGUUCUUGAUUCACGAACGGCAUGGCUGGCCGCGCAGAACUGGAUCGGGGACGCGGUUUACGCGCCAAAUGCAAAUCAUUAAGCAAACCAACGUGAAACCAUCACGAAUGCCGACAUAAUAAUUCUGUUAAAAAUGCCUUUCAAAGAUUCUACAACGCUUUUAAAGUACUAACAUAACAAAAGAACAUACAAGGAUUGAAAACUGUUAUACUGGACAUCAAAUGUUAACAUUUUUAACUGUGUUCAUACUCACGUUUCUGAACCUCUGGUUUCAACCUGAGAACUCGCGUUUUGAAGUCCGUGACUGCAGCCCAAGAACGUCUCGAAAUGCGCAGUGGCUGUCAUGCUGCAAAAAUACUUCCGGUUGGCGUCCGUGGUACCAAGAACGUCUUGUGCUUAAGUUCCCUCCUGUAUCAAGAUCACGCCGCUUUGUCGCCAUGAUUUGGCAUUGUAUGGCUUUGUUACUAUGCAGC